AGUCUGGCUUGAGUCAGUUGGAACUCACAGCGGUAUGAAACGAGACACCUUCAUUUCAUCAAUGACACAAACAGGAGGGGUACAUAUGAACUUCAUUAACAUGAUGUGAGAUGUUAAAAUGACAGCGGAGUAACUACACACACAGGAGAAGGUCUUAAACUGCCGGAGAACAACCAACACACAAGAGAGGUUCUCGCACUUUUCUAUCGUGCUGGCUCAAAUGAUGUUCGUCUUCACGCUCUGCCUAUCCUUAUGGUCCUGGAUGUCAUCCAUUCACGGUCUGGAUUUCCGCUAUCAUAACAGCGUGGAAAUGGAGCAGUACUUGAAAGACGUCAACAGGACGUAUCCUGAGAUCACACAUCUACACAGCAUCGGGCAGUCUGUCGAAGGAAGAGAACUGUGGGUCUUAAUACUGGGUCAACAUCCGAGAGAACACAGAACAGGCAUCCCAGAAUUCAAAUAUGUGGGAAACAUGCACGGAAACGAGGUUGUAGGGCGUGUGUUACUGCUUCAGUUGAUUAAUUAUCUGACCAGCCGUUACCUGAGUGAUCCGCUGGUGACACGUAUGUUGAACAGCAGCCGUGUGCACAUCCUGCCAUCCAUGAACCCGGACGGCUUUGAGUCAUCUGCCCGGGACUGCAUGAACUCGGUGGGCCGGAAUAAUAAGAACGGCGUGGACCUGAAUCGUAAUUUUCCGGAUGCAUUUGAGAGUAAUACCGAGCAGGUAAGUGAGAAAGAAGUCAUGGCAGUGAUGGACUGGCUGAAGACGGAGACUUUCGUCCUGUCGGCCAAUCUCCACGGAGGUGCGGUGGUGGCCAGCUACCCCUACGACAACAGCAACAGAGGAAGCGAGCUGCAAGGAGGCCAGAGCAUCUCCCCCGACGAUGACGUGUUUGUCCACUUGGCAAGGACCUACUCCUACAACCACACUGAAAUGCACAACGCAAACAGUUGUUUCGAUUUGACGGGCUUUGUCAACGGCAUCACUAACGGAUACUACUGGUAUCCUCUAAAAGGGGGAAUGCAAGACUAUAACUAUGUGAGGGCACAGUGUUUAGAGCUCACACUGGAAAUCUCUUGCUGCAAGUUUCCUCUAGAGUCACAGCUUCCUGGCCUAUGGGAGGCCAACAGACCUGCACUACUGGCUUACAUGCAGCAAGUACACCUAGGAGUGAAAGGAGUAGUGAUGGACUCAGACGGGAAGCCUGUGCAAAACGCUGUAGUCGAGGUGUUGGGAAGAAGAAACCUGUGUCCAUUCAGUAGCGAUCGUAACGGGGAGUACUUCAGACUGCUGCUGCCCGGCAGCUACACCAUCACGGUGACACACCCAGGACACAAGACCCUCACACAGAGCAUUAAAGUGCCAUAUGGUCCCGACUCGUUCUCUGCCCUGACACACAACUUCCUCCUUCAGCAGAGUGACAACAGCACAACAGGAACAGCACAACCCCAGUCCUGCACCAACGCAAUCACAACACUUACCUUAUUCAUCCUACAAAGACUGCUGUCCUGAGAGGGAGCAAAGACUCUUUUAAACAUUAAGGACAAACUGAACUGCCUUUCUUGCACAUUCAUAUUUUUUAAUUCUGUACUAAAUCAUGAUGCCAUCCAUAUCUAGCAUUGUCAAACAUUCAAUAGUAGCAUGUAAAGACUUGAUCCGCAGCGCAACGUUUUGAAACAGUACAGGUAAACGUGAAAC
This is a messenger RNA of Rhinichthys klamathensis goyatoka, 1699 nucleotides long. RefSeq names its product carboxypeptidase M (gene cpm). Gene Ontology annotation, biological process: proteolysis. Bases 221 to 1513 code for a protein of 430 amino acids. Lineage: Eukaryota; Metazoa; Chordata; Actinopteri; Cypriniformes; Leuciscidae. Gene Ontology annotation, molecular function: metallocarboxypeptidase activity; zinc ion binding. Gene Ontology annotation, cellular component: cell surface. The record is from RefSeq and is a predicted model, not a curated record. The transcript is spliced from 9 exons.